GUUGCCAUGGAGAGGAGGCCUGGUUGCAGGAAGUGACUCGGUGCGGCAGAGCCAUGGCCGCCGAGCAAGGGCGCGGGGAACCGGCGGCGACUCCGCACCCGAACUGUGAUUUCAGCCGCUUCCACAACAAACUCUUCACCAUCAGGGCCUCGGAUAGUGAGAACUUCAAAACCGAGGUGAACCUGGUCUUCGAUCAGCUCAUCUCGGAGAAUUAUCUGAACCACUCCAACAUAAACCGCGAGGAUGUGUGUUCCUUACUUGUCCAAGCCUGUCGACUUGUCCAGUUAAACCAGGAACACCUUGUGAGCAAAAUGUGCCAACUAAUCCAUCAUUUGCUCAACCGUUUGCAGGUAACAGUAGAUGAACAGAGCUUGGAGCUACUACUUUCCUACUGCAUCCGAGCCCUGCAGCAAUGCAAGUCUUGGACUCAUGUCGAAAUACUGCAGGCGGUAGCUGCUCUCGUCUAUGGUAAUGGGCCACGGUGCCAGAAGUUCCUUCCAGACCUUCUUGGAAAAAACGGAAUCUUACUGCAGCUUAGUGCACCGGCAGUGUCGGACGUGGACCUGCGGAGGGCAGCUGUGUACUGCAUGGCUAAUCUCUGUCUUAGUGUACCUGGACAGGCUUACCUGGAGGAACAGUACAAAAUAGUAUCUCUGCAGACCUUUCUGACUGUAUUGAGGAACCCAAAGACUCCUGAAGUUGAUGAUGUUACAGUUUGUAAGUUGUUACAAAAUGCACUGAAGGGCAUCAAUUCCAUUCUGAAUGCAGGAAGAAUUAAUCUGACACAAGCUGACCAACUGGGAACUCUCCUGGCAGCUCUAAAGACGUACAUGUUCUAUGGUUUCCCCGGUAUGAACAUUGAAGUUCCUGCAAUUCUAUAUCCAACACCUCUGCCCCAGUAUGAAGGCAGUUCACCCACUAAGGAUCAGACAGGAGAUGCAACAAGCACUUCAAAACAAGUGGGGCAUAAAAAAAAGAAAUCUCGAUCCAAAAACAAGAAGGAACAAUUAGAAGAUCAAAAGGAGGACCCCCACAGUGACAUACCACAGCCAGAACUACUCCAUCAACCAGAGAAUGGGAGACAGAGAGGAGGAAACAUGACAUUUAACCUCCUUCAGGGACCAAAGAACUACCCUGAUAGGAUAGUGCCAGCCUUGGAUGGAAAAGAUGCUUCAAAUUCCUUCUACCCCGCCUGGAAAAAAAUAAAUAGUUCUGACUCUGAGUAUUCAGAUACAGAGGGUGGAAUCCAGAGCAAACUGCGGUCACUUCAGGGAAAAGUGCGCCAGGGAGCUUUAGCCUGCUUCCUUUCAACUAUCAAAUCAAUAGAGAAGAAAGUUCUUUAUGGCUACUGGUCAUCAUUCAUUUCAGAUGCUCCUGGCAUUGGAAGCCCUCAGGCUGUGUCCUUGAUGACUAUUGCUUUAAAAGAUCCAUCACCGAAGGUCCGUGCUGGUGCCCUCCAAGUCUUAUCGGCCAUCUUGGAAGGAUCUAAGCACUUCCUGUCUGUUGCAGAAGACACCAACGAUCAUCGUAGAGCCUUCACACCUUUCUCUGCUACCUUGGCUUCCAGCAUCCGGGAGCUUCACAGAUGUUUGUUGCUUGCCUUAGUGGCAGAGUCCUCACCACAGACGCUAACACAGAUAAUCAAGUGUCUUGCUAAUUUGGUGACCAAUGUGCCCUACAAUCGCCUCAAACCAGGACUUCUUACCCGUGUUUGGAACCAGAUUAAACCCUACAACUGCUUCAGAGAUGUCAAUGUGCGUGUGUGCAGCCUGACUUUGCUCGGGGCUAUCCUAUCUGUUCAGGCUCCUCUUCCUGAGGUGCAGCUACUGUUGCAGCAGCCUAGCUCAUCAGGCCUCUCGAACAGCGGCUCAGGGACACCUCACCGCCUCAGUGAUGCCGAGUCCUGGAGAAAACACCAACAGGCUGGAAACCGUGAAAGAGAAAAGGAGAACCUGGAAAGCCCACAGCUGGAGCUCUGCUGGCUGACCCAGUUGUGCAUUUCCAUCAUUACCUUGCCAAAGCAGGAGCCAUACUCUGACAGUGACACUGGCACAGGAACAGGAAGCAACUGGUACGAAGCUUCUCCAGUACGAGUAGAGGCACUGCAGGUAUUGGCACUGCUUGUCAAAGGAUACUUCACAAUGGCCCAGACGAGCUUGAUGGAGCUGGGUGAAGUAGCUUGCAAAUGCAUGGAAGAACAAGAUCCAUCUAUUCAAUUGCAUGGAGCCCGGCUGGUGGAGGAGAUUGGUUCAGGGAUUGUCCAACAACAUAAACCAGACUCACCUACACCCCAUUAUCAAAGAGUACCAGUUACCCAGGUUGUGACCUUUUGGACCAGGAUGUUGAAUGGUCCUUUGCCAGGGGCGUUACAAAAUGAUGAGCAUUCUACACUCCAGACCAGCACCUGCGAUGCAAUUUCCUCAAUUUUACCAGAAGCUUUCAGCAGUCUGCCAAAUGAAAAGCAGAUCCUGUGCAUUACUCUGCUGCUUGGACUUAAUCACAGUGAGCAUCCCCUGGUCAAGGCAGCUGCUGUGCGUGCGUUGGGCGUUUACAUCCUCUUCCCCUCGCUCCGACAGGAUGUGAUGUUUGUUGCUGACACUGCAAAUGCCAUUCUGACUUCCUUGGAUGACAAGUCCUUAAAUGUUCGUACCAAGGCAGCCUGGUCACUGGCCAAUCUCACUGAUACCUUGAUUGCUAACAUGGAGUCCAUGGGCCUAGACUUCCAGGAGGAGCUCUCAGAUGUUCUGCUGCUUAAGAUGUUGAAAUCAGCAACUCAUGCAUCCCAUGAUAAAGACAAGGUAAAGAGCAAUGCAGUGAGAGCCUUGGGAAACCUGCUGCACUUCCUGCAGCCCCACCACAUUUCCAAGGCCCAGUUCAAGCCAGGCAUCGAAGAAUCAAUCCAAGCCUUAAUCCGCACUGUUCAGAGUGAGGCAACCAUGAAGGUGCGGUGGAAUGCAUGCUACGCACUGGGAAAUAUGUUCAAAAACCCAGCUAUUCCACUCGACUCUGCUCCUUGGGCACCGCAAGCAUUUGGUGCCUUGACUUCAGUGGUAAAAACCUGCAAGAACUUCAAAGUGCGCAUCAAGUCGGCCACAGCGCUUUCAGUCCCAGACACCCGCGAACGCUAUGGUGACACUAACCAGUUCUGUGAGAUCUGGAACGCACUGGUGCUGGCCUUGGAAAAGAGCGAAGAGACCGAGGACUUCCUGGAGUUUAAAUACUGUGCCAGUUUGCGAACUCAGAUCUGUCAGACCCUGCUCCACCUCCUCCGUCUCGUCACUGGCAAAGACCUCCCUUGCAUCCAUAACACUCUAUCGGCAAAAGGCAACUUAAUCCGAACUUUUGUUCAGCGCUUCCUGAUGUCGGGAGUGGAGGCUGAUGAAACAAUGAUUCAGUCAGACCCACAGGAUAGGGUCAGGAUGUUGCAGGAGGCUGUUCAGAAUGUAAACAGUCUUCAGGAGGUGCCUAUUGAUGAGAGGGAGAUGGUUGUCAAAUACUUGGAUGAAAUUUUAAAACAUUGUGUGGAACCAACACAGACACAGACUAGUCUAAAAAAUACCCAGGCAUGAGGAUUGAUUUUUAAGGGCUAUAACCAUCUUCUGCCUAUUUUAAUGCUGGAUGUAAUUUGCAUCCUCAUUUCAACAGCUAUAUCUAUUUAGCUUUAAUUUAAUUUAACUGUGGGACUGGGUGUUAGCAUGGUUUAGGCACUUCCAGUCUCUGAGAUUUUGGGAUUGUGUUGGCUGGUAACUGGAUUGAAAGUCCAAUGUUACCUUGGGCUCUGAGUCUCCCAGAGGAAGUCACUCUUCCCCAGGUUUCAAGGAUGUGGCCCCCACUGAAACUGUCUCAAAAUUGCUGCUGAUCUCAUUGAGAGAGGUGGGUGUGCAAAGUUGAAGGGUGUCUCACCAGUGCAUUUAGUGGGUAACUUCUUAAGUUAUAAACAGAAUAGAGGAGCUUCACUUACUGCCUAACCUGACGUGGGUGUGCUUGGUGUUACAUGGGGUCUCUGAGAUAGAAAGGACAAUGUUCAUCAGCACUAACAGCUCCUUGACAAUUUUGUUUUGAAAGGUGUAGGUGGAGUACAGAAUAAAUUCAAAUGCCUUUGAAGUGCCACAAUGUAUUCAGUGUAGGUGGUUGGCAGUGCUGUGGAAUGGAAUAUUUUCAUUAUCUACCUAAUAGCUAUACUCAUUACUGUUAGGCUAUGGGUCAGUUAGCAUUUCUAUUUAUAUUUGUUUUUAUCACCCUUAUUGGAUCAACACAGCCCUUCUACACCCACUCCUUCAACACCAUAAUUUCAGUGCCACAGUAAGCUGGAGCCAUUGUCUGUUUUGGAGAGUGGUGUGAUGUCACUCAAAACCAUAAAGUUGGAUUAAAGGAACUGAGAAUAAUUUGCUCUCAAGUUACAUGAAAGCACAUUCAUCUUGACCUUCUAAGUUUGUUGCAAGCUUCUAUUCAGAAGCCAAUUUACAGUUUCACUUGUGUUUCUUCCUUUGGAAGGUUGAAGUAAAAUAUCCUGUGCACACAAUGAAGUAGUGCUUCUGGUACAGGGCUCUCAGCAGCUGCACCUUUCCCUCGUUGAUACUGAACCUGCUGAUAGUCACUGAUCCAACUCCAUGGUUGUAGUCCAAUGUCAAUGUUAGGAACCUGAAGUGUAAGACAAAAAAAAGACACAUUUCAGUGACCAAACAGUCCCAAUUUUCGACCCAGGUACAGCUCAGACAGGUUCUUGGGGAUUACAGAGAACAGGAUUGAAACCAGACUGAUUUUUCACAGACGUACUGGUGUUGGUCACAGUUAUACAGCAUGGAAACAGGCCCUUUGGUCCAACCCUUCCAUGCUGACCAAGGUGCUGACCUGAUCUGCUCCAAUUUGUCUGCAUUUGACAGAAACCCUUCUAAAUCUUUCCUAUUCAUAUACUUAUCCAAAUGUCCUUUAAAUGUUGUAAUUGGACCCACCUCUACCACUACCUCUGGCAGCUUGUUCCAUAUGCCCACAUCCUCUGUGUGAAAAUCUUGCCCCUUGGGACCUCUUUAAAUUUCUCCCCUCUCUCCUUAAACCUAUGCCCUCUGGUUUUAGAAUCCCCUAUCCUGGGAAAAUGAGUGUGACUAUCUACACUAUCUCUGCCCCUCAUGAUUUUAUAACCUCUAAGGGCACCCCUCGGCCUUCUUCACUCCAGGGACGUGUGACAGACCAAACAAUCAAUUCGUAAUGCAAACCUGUUUUUAACAAAACACCUGUCUGUCAUGGAGGCAAUGAUUUGUUUUCCUAAUGACACUUACUCUGAAUUGAAAGAAUGUAAAACUUCUGUAAUUUUCUCAAUUUCUAAUUUCAAAACUGCCUGCUGCUGUACAAUUCGAUAUUGCAAAUUCAUUGACGCAAAAAUAUUCCUAGGCAUUUCGCAGAAGUAUUGUCAAGCAAACAAACAUCCUUAAUCCACCGAAAAGCUCUAAAUUGUUCUCGAUGUCAAAAGUUCACUUUGUUUGGUCCAGGCUGUGCACCAUGGAAAGGUCAGGUAAUGGCCUCACCAAGCUGAGCAAAGAUCCUGUGCAUGACACAGUUACAGGUUCUGAAUCUGCUGCCAGUGCUAGUGUCUGAUCAGCCACCAGAUGGACCACUAGAUCUCGUCAUCCUUCCACUUACCCACCCCCAGAUAAAGCAUCUGUUUGUUGUGUUCUGUUUCCCCUGAGGAAUUCUGGAUUCCAAACUGUAUUCAAUCUGCAAACAGUAAUAUAGUAAUUUUAUACAAAUGACCUCCAAGAUCAGCUUCAAUUAUUCUGACCUAAUGCAAUGCAGUCCCACUCCCCCCCACCCCUAUCCUGCUAAACAACAGAAAUGUUGAGAUUAAAAUUUGUUGAAGAAUUUUUGAAAGUUACUGAACAAUUUAUUAAAGCUCUGUGUUCAGUGAGAGAUUGCGCAGAGGUGCAUGAACUAUAGGUUGCAGAAGUCAUGACAAGGAAGGCCCAUUGCACUUGUGCCAACAAGAUUUCCUGGAUACUUCCUUCUUGAGAAUUAAUCUGAAUCCUUUUAAAUAUUAUGAUCUACUUAUCCUGUAUGUGUAAUUUGGGGAGGGAAGGAUGGGUGGAAUCUCUCCAUUUUUCUUCAAGUUAAUGGUGAUUCUGGUCCCAAUUUGUCAAGUAGUGGAAACAACUUUUCACUAUUUGCUUUCUCAAAUUGUUCCGUAAUGGUACUGUACUUGAACUCUCUUUUUGGGGAAAAGGCCCAACCUUUCGUGAAGUCUGAAAGUUUUUCAUUGGACCACAUCAUAGCAGCAGGAAUCCUAAUAUUGACCACAGUACAAAUUAACAUCACCAUUAUUUUAGUGGUUUUCGAAUAACAUGAUUAUUACCUCAUGCACAAUGAUAUCUCUACUUUAGUACUUGCAGCAAGCAUACAUAACUUGGGUAUGGGCAGACCUCUAAUUAUGUACUUAUUCUAUGCAAUUUAUAUGUUACUUGUAAUUUUAAUGAGCUUUGGAAGCUUUUGUCCAAUACUUACCCCUCAAAUAGCACUAGUAAGAUAGAUUACCUGCCAUCCUCAUCAUUUGCAGUUUGUUGAUCCUUUCUGUGUACAAAUUAGAUCACUGUUCUUUUUUGUAUGUUACAACAUUGAACAUAAUUCUAAAAUACCUUGGCUGCAAAGUGCUUUGGAGUAUUCUGAGAAUGCAAAAAGAGCAAUAGAAUGAAAAUCUUUCUUUUUAGCAUUGGUUUAAAGAUUCAGUGAGUUUCACGGCUGUCAAGUAGGGUUACCAAACCAUGAAUGCUCUUUUAAAAAGAGAUUAUAAGCCACCAAAUUUGUUGCAUGGAAAUAUCUAUGGAUUCAAAGCUGCCCAGGCCUUAUUGCAUGCACUUUGAUACUUUGUCCAAAUUCUAUUCUAUGCUUGGCAAUAAUUGCCCUGAUCUACUGGCAGAAUUGUAAUAUAGCUCUACACAGUCUUGGUUGCAUUCUGUUUAUGCUCAUGAUGUAAUGUCUCAGACACUUUUCAGUUUAAUUUUAUAUU
This is a messenger RNA of Pristis pectinata (smalltooth sawfish), 6994 nucleotides long. It is a transcript of the gene heatr6, whose product is annotated as HEAT repeat containing 6. The record is from RefSeq and is a predicted model, not a curated record. Lineage: Eukaryota; Metazoa; Chordata; Chondrichthyes; Rhinopristiformes; Pristidae. The coding region runs from base 54 to 3569 and encodes 1171 amino acids. The transcript is spliced from 20 exons.